AUGAAGCUGCUGCCCUGCCUGGCCCUGGAACUGGUCCUGGUGCUAGUGCUGGCCCUGGUGCUGGCCACAGAGCUCCAGCCACAGGAGCACUCAUUCAAGGAGUCCCACAGCCUUAACUGGGGCAAGUUCUCAGGGUUCUGGUACAUUCUUGCUGUCGCCACUGACGCCCAGGGCUUCCUGCCGGCCAGAGACAAGAGGAAGCUGGGGGCAGCUGUGGUGAAGGUGCACAGGGCAGGCCAGCUGCAGGUGGCCAUCGCCUUUAGCCGGUCUCGGGGCUGCCAGUCCCAGGAGGUGACCCUGAGGAAGGACAAGAAGAAGGCUGUGUUCAGGAACACCUUGAAGGGUGUGAUGGGCUUCCACGUGCUGUCCACCGACUACAGCUAUGGCCUGGUGUACCUCCACCUGGGGCGCGCAGGUCACACCUACAAGAACCUGCUGCUCUUCCACAGACAUCGUGUCCCCAGCUUCCUGAACCUGAGAGAGUUCAUGGAUGUCAGCACCUCACUGGAGCUCAGCAGAGAGGCGGCCGUGCUCCCCAAGGACGCCUCCUGUGCACACACCCUCCUGCCCUGA
Molecule: messenger RNA, 573 nt
Organism: Cavia porcellus (domestic guinea pig)
Lineage: Eukaryota; Metazoa; Chordata; Mammalia; Rodentia; Caviidae
Gene: Lcn10
Product: lipocalin 10
Exons: 6
Coding region: 1-573 (190 amino acids)
Molecular function (GO): small molecule binding
Source: RefSeq, a predicted model, not a curated record